CUACACGUGACCACUUUUGUCCAAUCAACUCUCAGCGACGACUCGGCGGAGGGCGCGACGUCGAUCGACCGUUUCUAGUUUCCUGGUCAGGGUCUUAUAUUCGGCAUGGAAGAGCCCAGCAAAAGAGAGCGGCUUGGUGAUGUUACCAGAAGCACGCAGACACUUAAUAGCAUGUUGUCAGCCAGUCAGCACGGUGACAUCGCCGGACAGGGUCGUUAUGUGGAAGGAUCCAUACUUCGAAUCACCAUGAAAAACUUCCUGACCUAUGACUACUCUGAGUUAUACCCUGGACCUAAUCUGAACAUGAUUGUUGGAGCCAAUGGAACUGGCAAGUCCAGCAUCGUUUGUGCCAUCUGUCUGGGUCUGGCUGGUAAGACUGCUCUCCUGGGCAGAGGCGACAAGGUUGGACUUUAUGUCAAGCGUGGAUGCUCUAAAGGAUUUAUUGAGAUUGAACUGUUCAAGACUGGUGGUAAUCUAGUGAUUAACAGAGAGAUUCAUGUGGAGAAUAAUCAGUCUCUGUGGAUGCUGAAUGGAAAACACUGUAACCAAAAAACUGUGGAAGAGGAGGUCAAGGCUUUGCGCAUCCAAGUCAGCAACCUCUGCCAGUUUCUGCCCCAGGAAAAAGUGGGAGAGUUUGCCAAGAUGUCCAAAAUUGAGUUGCUGGAGGCAACUGAGAAGUCAGUGGGACCACCAGAGAUGUACGAAUACCACUGUGAGCUCAAAAACUUCCGUAACAAAGAGCGAGAACUGGAGAGUGUUGUGAAAGAGAAGGCCAGCUUCUUAGAAAAGGCCAAACAGAGGAAUGAGAGGAAUAAACACGAUGUGAACCGUUAUUAUGAAAAGAAGAGGCAUCUGGAUGUAAUCGAGUUGCUUGAGAAGAAGAAACCGUGGGUGGAGUAUGAGACCACCCUUAAAGAGCUUAACGGUGUGAAGAAGGAGCGAGAGGAGGCCAAAAGGCAUCUCUCUGCUCUGAAGCAGGCCCAGGCUCCCAUGCUGAGGAAGAUCCAUGAGAUUGAGAACCGGCUGAAGCCCACUGAGGCACAAAUAAAGACUAAGACGGCCGCCAUCAAAGAAGCCUCUCUGAAGUGCAAACAGAAACAGGAUGAGCUGGAUCGAAAACACAAAGAGAUUGAUGACAUUAAACAAAGGCUGAGACUGAAGCGGAUGGAGGAGGAAGACCACCAGAAGCGAAUCAGCAACACCAGACAGACGAUUGAGGGCCUGAAGGCAGAGCUUGCCAAAGUUGGCGACCAACCAGAUGUGACACCGCAGAUCAAUGCUGUCACCACCGAGCUGAGGCAAAUCCAUGAGGAAAGAUCCAAGAUUGAGGGAGAGAAGGCCGACCUACGCAGGGAGAGGGACAACCUCCACGCUGAGUCCAAAAUGUUGGAGAAGAAGCUCAAUGACAUGAACAACAUGAUGAAUGCCAAACAGGAGAAGUUACGAGGAUGCCACAGGGAUACAUACAGCGCCCUCCAGUGGCUGAGACAGAACAGGAACCUGUUUCAAGGGAAUGUCCAUGAGCCCAUGAUGCUCAUGAUUAAUAUGAGAGAUCAUCGUUUUGCCAAGUACGUAGAGAUGCACAUCCCAUUCCAUGACCUGCGGGCGUUCGUGUUCCAGAGAAAAGAUGACAUGGAGAAGUUCAUGACUGAGGUCCGUGACAGAAUGAACUUGAAGGUGAACUGCAUUUCUGCUCCGGAGGACUCGUGGUCUAAAAAACCACCAUCCCGACAUAUUGAGUCCUUGAGGCGUUUUGGCUUCUUCACCUACCUACGUGAGCUGUUUGAUGCCCCUGAUGAAGUGAUGAGUUACCUCUGUCAUCAGUACCGGGUGCAUGAUGUGCCUGUCGGCACUGAUAAAACCAAAGCCAUGAUUAAAACGGUCAUCGAGGAGCCCUACCUCAGAGUGUUGUACACAGUAGACGAGAGGUACACAUUGAAGAGGUCACAUUACUCAAACAAGAUUAGCACCAGUAACUCUGCAGUGCGCCCUUCUCAGUUUCUCAACAUCACUGUGGAUGCUGAGGAAAAGCGGGAACUGGAAGAGAAGAUAAAGGCCUGUGAGUCGAAGUUAAAUGCCAUAGAUGAGCGGAUGAAGGCUCUGCAGAAGGAAACCGCAGCCCUGGGACGACGUGACAAUGAACUGUUGGCAGAAAAGAAACGCCUGUUUGAACUAAAGGGCAAAAAAAGACAACUGGAGCAGAAAAUCAGCACCAAGCAGGACAGUUUGAAGCAGAUGGAGCAGAGUGUUAUUAACCUGAAGAAGCUUGAAGAAGAGACACAAGAGAAAGUUGCAGCUGUCAAUUCUCAGAAGGUGCUCAUAGUCACCGGACUCAUGACGCAAAUGAAGCUGAGAGCCAAGCUGACUAUGGAGAAGGUGUACCUGGCUUUGGACACUGUGGGGCUGAUUGCGGAGAAGACAAAGCUGGAGAAUGAUUGUAGAGAAGGCGCCUCUGGACUUAAGAUCUUUGAUAAAAAAUUGAGCUGUCUAGAGCAGAGAAAGACCCAGCUGACAGAAAAAUGCAAAGAACUGAUGAAGAGCGCAAAGUCGAUCUGUCGGAUUCAGUCUGAUGAGCCAUUACCCGAAGGCCUGCAAACUGCUUUCAGCAAGCUUCCUGACACGCUGGAUGAGAUUGAUGCCAUGCUGAAUGAGGAGCGGUCCAGAGCUGAGUGCUUCACUGGCCUCAAUGAAAAUGUUGUUGUCGAGUACAACAGGAGAGAGCAGGAGAUCAAAAAUUUGGAGAAGGAGCUGGAAGCGAAGAACAACGCCCUGAACACGUACCGACAGAACAUGUCAGAGGCUAAGGAACGCUGGCUGAACCCUCUGAAGCAGCUGGUUGAGCAGAUCAAUGUCAAGUUCAGUGAUUUCUUCCGCUCCAUGCAGUGUGCAGGAGAGGUUGAUCUGCACUCAGAGAAUGAGGAAGAGUAUGACAAGUACGGGAUCCGAAUUCGGGUGAAGUUUCACAGCAGCACUCAGCUCCAUGAGUUGACAGCAUAUCACCAGAGUGGAGGAGAGCGAAGCGUUUCCACCAUGCUUUACCUCAUGGCCCUGCAGGAGCUCAACCGCUGCCCCUUCAGAGUGGUGGACGAGAUCAACCAGGUACACACACACACACACACACACACACUCUCUAACCUCACAUCUGGCACGGCCUGCAAAGAGACGACAUCCCAGUACUUCUUUAUAACACCCAAACUGCUGCAGAACCUUCAGUACGCUGAUGAGAUGACUAUCCUCUGUGUCCACAAUGGUCCCUACAUGAUUCACCCCAGCCACUGGGACGACAAGACGUUCAUCAGACGGCAUCUCAAAAGAAAAGCCCGGGCAUGAAUCUGCCAGGCCAACCUGACAGAUGUGGAUUGUACUGGACUUACUCUCCAGUUCAGUGAGUGAAAAAUAAAACUGAUGUAAAUAAUUUGUUAUAAAAAGAUAUCUGUUGAACUGUUUUAUUUCAGAAAGAACAUGCUAUAAACACUUGAAAGAAGAAUUGGUUCUUUGCCUUAAACAGAGAAAUGUCAAAGAUUUUAGUUUCAAGUGACAUGGCCAUUUUUAAGUAGGUUCACCAAAAAUAACUGCUAGUUCCUCAUUUGCAUAUUUUUUCUAUUUAUGCAGCAACAUAAUUCUUAAUACAAACUGUAAACUGUUUUUUCUCUCUUACCUGUUACUAUGCACAUGUUUAAAAUUUUAAAUAAA
Molecule: messenger RNA, 3693 nt
Organism: Monopterus albus (swamp eel)
Lineage: Eukaryota; Metazoa; Chordata; Actinopteri; Synbranchiformes; Synbranchidae
Gene: smc5
Product: structural maintenance of chromosomes 5
Exons: 24
Coding region: 106-3330 (1074 amino acids)
Biological process (GO): double-strand break repair via homologous recombination
Cellular component (GO): Smc5-Smc6 complex; nucleus
Molecular function (GO): single-stranded DNA binding; ATP hydrolysis activity
Source: RefSeq, a predicted model, not a curated record